Molecule: messenger RNA, 445 nt
Organism: Temnothorax curvispinosus
Lineage: Eukaryota; Metazoa; Arthropoda; Insecta; Hymenoptera; Formicidae
Product: T-box transcription factor TBX5-A-like
Exons: 1
Coding region: 17-298 (93 amino acids)
Biological process (GO): cell fate specification; positive regulation of DNA-templated transcription; regulation of transcription by RNA polymerase II
Cellular component (GO): nucleus
Molecular function (GO): DNA-binding transcription factor activity, RNA polymerase II-specific; RNA polymerase II cis-regulatory region sequence-specific DNA binding
Source: RefSeq, a predicted model, not a curated record
GAAUUAUUAUGUCCUCAUGGAGAUAGCACCGGCCUCCGAUCGCUGCCACAAGUACUGUGGAUACCAGAACGGGGGCGAGAACAGCAAUAUGGGUGGCUGGAGUUUUGCGGGGCCGGCAGAGCCGCAACAGCCCUUCGGCUAUAGGAUUUAUAAGCAUCCCGAGAGUCCGGCAACGGGAUCCAGCCACUGGAUGGACAAUUCGAUCAGCUUCAAUAAAUUGAAGCUCACGAACAACAUCAACGAUCCCAAUAAUACCGUGGUAUUAACAUCGAUGCACAAGUACGUUUUUAGGAUCUGAAUAGUCCGUUGCUUCGAUGCGAAGAACUAAAACGAGCUCUUUACUCAUUCAACCGCGUUGUUCGCUUUCAAGGAGACGGAAUUUAUCGCGGUGACGGCAUACCAAAACGAGAACAUCACGAAGUUGAAGAUCAAUAACAAUCCAUUC